Messenger RNA from Penicillium cosmopolitanum, 2370 nucleotides. It is a transcript of the gene cef1, whose product is annotated as putative cell division control protein (Cdc5). Gene Ontology annotation, cellular component: Prp19 complex; spliceosomal complex. The record is from RefSeq and is a predicted model, not a curated record. Gene Ontology annotation, biological process: mRNA splicing, via spliceosome. Bases 1 to 2370 code for a protein of 789 amino acids. The transcript has 3 exons. NCBI's taxonomy places the organism in Eukaryota, Fungi, Ascomycota, Eurotiomycetes, Eurotiales, Aspergillaceae.
AUGCCUGUCGUCAAGGGAGGUGUCUGGACCAAUAUCGAGGACGAAGUAUCGAAAUAUGGUCUCAACCAAUGGGCCCGUGUCUCUUCGCUCCUCGCUCGAAAGACCCCGAAGCAAUGCAAAGCGCGCUGGAUAGAAUGGCUGGACCCGGGUAUUCGUAAGGUCGAGUGGUCGCGCGAGGAAGAUGAGAAGCUUUUGCACCUCGCCAAAUUGAUGCCCACCCAAUGGCGCACCAUUGCCCCUAUCGUCGGUCGGACCGCCACACAAUGUCUCGAACGGUAUCAAAAACUCCUAGAUGAGGCGGAAGCCCGUGAGAACGAUGAUUUGGGAUUGGGAGGACCUGAAGGAGGAGAGUCCGCUGCUCCUAGCGCCGAUGAUGUCCGACGUCUACGCCCCGGCGAGCUGGAUCCCGACCCCGAAUCGAAGCCCGCCCGCCCCGACACUAUCGAUCUGGAUGAGGAUGAGAAGGAGAUGCUCAGCGAAGCUCGUGCUCGUCUCGCCAACACACAGGGUAAAAAGGCGAAGCGUAAGGCCCGCGAGCGUCAGCUGGAAGAGUCGCGCCGUUUGGCCGUGUUGCAGAAGCGCCGUGAGCUCAAGCAUGCCGGUAUUAACGUCAAGGUGGUUACCCGGAAGCCGGGCCAGAUGGAUUACAACGCCGAUAUCCCAUUCGAGAAGCCGGCCGCACCUGGAUUCUACGAUACCAUGGAGGAGCAAGCCACCAAUGAACGCCAGCGAGAGAUGUUCGACCCUCGAAAGCAGCAGCUGGCCAAUAAGCGAAAGGGUGACCAAGACGAGGAUAAUGAGCGCAAAAAACAAAAGAGCGACAAGAACAGCACUUCAGCUGCUUCCGCUGCGGCCGCGCGCGCCGGCCAAAUGCAGAAGAUUCGCGAAGCAGAGCAAAGCAGCAAGCGACGGGGUCUGAAUCUGCCGGCGCCGCAAGUCAGCGAAGGCGAGAUGGAGGAUAUUAUCAAGAUGGGCAUGGCUGGAGACAAAGCUAGCCGGAUGAGUGCCGAUGAAGAGAUGACUCGGGGUCUUAUUGGAAACUACGGAGCCAUUGUUGGAGGAACUCCCAUCAGAACACCCCGAGCUGCCCCCGAAGAAGAUCACAUCGCCAAUGAAAUUAAGAACAUUCGGGCGUUGACCGAAACACAAUCGUCUCUGCUUGGAGGUGACAACACUCCUCUUCACGAGGGUGGUUCUUCCACUGGCUUCGAUGGAAUUGCCCCUCGACGACAAGAUAUUGUUACUCCCAACCCGAUGGCUACACCAUUCCGACAGGCCAACGGCGUGGGCGCAACCCCUCUAAAGGGCGGUAUUGGGCCUGGUGCCACGCCGCUACGGACGCCACGAGACCACUUCGCUCUUAACCGCGAGGGAGCCCAGCCUGUUGGAAGCACACCCCGUGAUAUCAGAACCCACGAGAACUUCAUGCGCCAACAAAUGCGCAGCAAGCUCGCCUCGCUUCCGAAACCCAAGGAGACCGAAUGGGAACUAGAAGAACUUCCCUCCGAAACCGCCGAGCCUGCCGCUGCUGUCGAGUUCAGCGAGGAAGAUGCGGCUGAGCGGGAUCGUCGAGACCGUGAGGCUCGUGAGAAGGCCGCUCAAGCAGAGUUCAAGCGCCAGUCGCAAGCGUACCAGCGAGGUCUGCCUCGACCUGCUGUCCUCGAUCUCAGCGCCUUGAUGGAGCGGGCCUCCCAUGUCGCUGACCCGAUUGAAGCUCUUAUCGCCAAGGAGGCUGCACUUAUCAUUGCCCACGACUCACGGAGGUACCCGGUCCCGGGCGCCAAGGUAGAGGGCAAGGCGCCCAAGCUGGGUCGUGUUGAUGAUAAGUUCCUGGAGGCCGCUCGAGUGGCUAUCGCCGCCGAAGCGGCUGGUGAAGCACAGCAACAACAACAACAAGACAACUGGCAAGAACAGUUUGACGGCGUUUGGACAAACACCCGCGCCCAAGCCCUUCCCGGCCUGGACAACUACGUUGAUGAGGAGGAGCAAGAUGCCUUCAAGGAGGAACAGCGCAUGAUCGGUGCCUUUGAUAAUGUCCAGGAAUCUCUCCUUGCCACCGCUGAACGAGGCAACAAGCUGGAAAAGAAGUUGUCCUUGCACUAUGGCGGAUAUCAGAACCGCGCCAAGACGCUGCGCUCCAAGAUCGUGGAAGCCAAUGCCGCUUUACCCAAGGUUCAAAAUGACCUGGACGCCUUCCGCACCUUACAGAUCUCAGAGGAGGCGGCUGUGUCGAGCCGUCUGGAGAAGCUACGAGAGGAGGUAUCUUCGAUCAUGCGCCGCGAGCGUGAGGCACAGGAAUUGUAUAAGACCCGGAAGGACGAACUUGAUGAGCUUGUCGCCGGGACUGCCACGGUUAAUGGAUGGCAUUAA